AACACGCGAGCUGCGGACGCAUGCGCGCAGCGGCCAGAGCGGCAUCUCGCGGACAUGGUGGUCCGCCUUCGCGGCCAGUGGCGCGGCCACCUGCUGGCCCUACGGCUCCGGGCCCGGCUCCCCGCGCUCCCGUUGGCGGCGGCCGCGAGCCCUGUGCUGACCCCAGGUGGCUGGUAUGAGGCCCUGGCCAUGUCGGCGCCGGUGCACGCCGUGGAGGAGGCGCUGCUGGGUGCGCACGCUGCUGGCCUGCCCUGGUGGGGCGCCAUCGCGCUAGCCGCCGCCGGCCUGCGCGGUCUCACGCUGCCCCUGGCCGCCCAGCAGCGCCGCGUCCUGGCCCAGGUGGAAAAUUUGCAACCAGAAAUAGAAAAAAAUGCCAAGCAACUUAACCAAGAAGUUGCAGUUUGUGCUCAUCAGUUGGGAUGGUCCAAAAGAGUUACCAGGCUUACUUAUCUAAAGAAUAUGAGGAGGCUUGUUUCAGAGCUGUAUGUUCGGGAUAACUGUCACCCUUUCAAAGCCACUGUGUUGGUCUGGAUUCAACUUCCAAUAUGGAUCUUCAUGUCUGUUGCCCUCCGGAAUUUGAGUACAGGGGCAACGCAUUCAGAAAGUUUUUCUGCUCAGGAGCAGUUAGCCACGGGUGGAAUUUUAUGGUUUCCUGACCUCACUGCUUCGGAUUCUACUUGGAUUCUGCCCAUCUCUGUAGGUGUUGUCAACUUACUGAUAGUGGAGCUUUUUGCUCUACAAAGACUCAGCAUGUCCCGUUUCCAGGUGUACGUCACUUAUUUUGUGCGUGCCGUGUCAGUGCUGAUGGUUCCCAUCGCUGCAGCUGUGCCCUCAUCGCUCGCCUUCUACUGGUUGUGCUCCAGCCUCAUGGGCCUCGUGCAGAACUUGUUGCUGUGUUCACCUCGAUUUCGCCAACUUUGCCGAAUACCAUUGACCAAGUCACAUUCAGCUACUCCUUACAAAGACCUCUUUGCUGCCUUUUAUGCCAAAUUCAUAUCAAGAAAAUGACGUUUCACCAUAAUUUUGAAACAGUUGCAGAUGUCACCAUCACAUUUAUAUAUAUAUAGAUUUAGAAAUUAUUUAAUUUGCUUUUAUUUUAAAAUCAGACUAUGAAGACUAUGGGUUAAAAUGUAAGCCUGAUCUAUUUGACAGUAAUGAAAAUCUUCUAAGUGGUAGAAAUGUGGUAUGUCUAACUGUAACAGAACCAAUGUUCUAUAAUGGAACCGAGUGUUGACCCUGUUUAGAAAAUUAUAACUUGUUACAAUUCCCAGAACUUUGGAGAAUGAGAGCAGAAACUGAAGUCAAAUUGUACUACUAAAAAGUGUCAUUAAAGUUUUGUAAAGGAAGAGGAUCCACUGAGGUGAUUUUUAAUAUUUUGAAUAGCAUACGGAGGGUUGUGUAUCUGUUUGAAUAUCUAAUAAACAUUUGGGUUUGGUUUUCUCUUCAGAAAACUCGUGCCUACACUGUUAAGGACCUUCAUCAGCUGCCCUGAAGCUCUUCUGGGGACUCGUAGGCAGGAAACUUCAUGGAGCACACAUUGAGAUUGACCCAGAAUGUGACUAGAGAAAAGGCCUGAAGUCCAUACAUUGGAAUAGUCCAUGCACCCAGCUCCCUAAGUAAACAUCAUAUCCCAGUGCAACUUUGAAGAAUAGAAGAAUUGCCCAUUCCUGUUUCUGAAUUUAAGAAUUGGAAUGCAGAGUACACUACGUAUUGCUGGAACCUAAAGUAGAGACUUAUGAGCAUUGUUUAUGGAGUCAAAGGAAAAAAUGAAAAUGUUAGCUGCCUACUGCAGAGGUGAUUUUAACAUGUUUGGAACAGGGUUGCAAUUCAUUUCAGUAUGUCUCGAUGCCUGUCAGCUCUAAUUUCAGCUCAGUCACUCUUGCUGGCUUGAGCCAUGGGUAGUGUGUGGUGAGUAUCCCAGUGCUCAUUCCACUUCUCCAGGAGCCUUUGAUUGUAGAGAGGCAUUGAUUUAGCAGACCAGAUGUCAUCUAUUACAGUUCCUCAAGAAAACCAUUAAAAUGGUGUAAAACAUUUGUAAUUCAACUAACUUGUGGUACAAUUAUAAAUACCUGUUAUAUACCAGCAAUAGGGUACUGAUGUUAAAAUUUGGAGAACUAGUUACUUAUAAAUACAUGAUUACUAAUGAAUACAUAAGUAUAAAUUUCUUUUAA
Molecule: messenger RNA, 2171 nt
Organism: Octodon degus (degu)
Lineage: Eukaryota; Metazoa; Chordata; Mammalia; Rodentia; Octodontidae
Product: mitochondrial inner membrane protein COX18
Exons: 6
Coding region: 55-1008 (317 amino acids)
Biological process (GO): protein insertion into mitochondrial inner membrane from matrix; mitochondrial respiratory chain complex IV assembly
Cellular component (GO): mitochondrial inner membrane
Molecular function (GO): membrane insertase activity
Source: RefSeq, a predicted model, not a curated record